This is a messenger RNA of Saimiri boliviensis boliviensis (Bolivian squirrel monkey), 2264 nucleotides long. RefSeq names its product pre-mRNA processing factor 18 (gene PRPF18). Lineage: Eukaryota; Metazoa; Chordata; Mammalia; Primates; Cebidae. The record is from RefSeq and is a predicted model, not a curated record. Gene Ontology annotation, biological process: generation of catalytic spliceosome for second transesterification step; RNA splicing. Gene Ontology annotation, cellular component: U4/U6 x U5 tri-snRNP complex; U2-type post-spliceosomal complex; U5 snRNP.
UGAAAAAUCUUGAUUGCUAAACACAUGACCAAGAAAGUGAUUAGUUAGCUUGAGGUAAGUGCUCAAUUAUCACCAAGACUGAUAAGCAAUCUAAAACAGAGGGAGUAGAGAUAAAUUGACUUCUAAAAUGCCUUAAAUGGAUAUAGUCAUGUAAGUUCACAAGAAAUUUAACGGACUAGUAAUGAACACUGCCCUUUCACUCUGCAGUUACAAGCUAUUAUUAUUAUUUAGAUUUUUCUCAUUCUUUGGCACACUAAUUUUGCAAGCAAGUAACUUCAGAAACCCUGAUGUGAACUUCCAGUUGAUAAAAAUCUAGAUUUAACUGGCAUAAUUGAGGUGUUCUUCGAGAAGGCUUUUGGAACUGAAUUAGCAGGUGCAGAGGGUAUUAUUAUAAGCCCCAGGUUUCCGUCCACGUUCACGUAAACCUACGAGGGAAAACUGCAGGCACGCUGCCGGAGGGAGCCGCCAGGUGGCACUCACGCACAGCUGCUUUGGCCACCACAGGCGCCCCGGGGCGCUCUCUUCCCUCUUCUCGCUCAUCCCAGCUUCCGCCGGAAGCGGCUCUUGUCUGUUGUUGUCCUCAGGUGCUUGGGCUUGUUGGGCUGCACAUCCAGUAGGUUCGCGGCCGCCGGCCCGGUCGGGCUGUGUCCGAGGAGGUGGAGCGGGAAACUGGAGCUUCAAUUCUGUCGGCGAGAUGGACAUUCUGAAAUCGGAGAUCCUUCGGAAGCGGCAGCUGGUGGAGGACAGGAACCUGCUGGUGGAAAAUAAAAAAUAUUUCAAGCGUAGUGAACUUGCCAAAAAAGAAGAGGAAGCAUAUUUUGAAAGAUGUGGCUACAAGCCUAUAAAUGAGAAGCCAUCUGGAGAGAUACAGCCUCAAGAGGAGGACCAGAAACCAUUAACUUCAUCGAACCCGGUGUUAGAACUUGAACUGGCGGAGGAAAAAUUACCCAUGACGCUUUCUAGGCAAGAGGUCAUCAGAAGGUUGAGAGAAAGAGGAGAACCAAUCAGACUAUUUGGAGAAACCGAUUAUGAUGCUUUUCAACGUUUAAGAAAAAUAGAGAUCCUCACACCAGAAGUUAACAAGGGAUUGAGGAAUGAUUUGAAAGCAGCCUUGGAUAAGAUUGAUCAGCAGUACCUGAAUGAAAUCGUGGGUGGUCAGGAGCCUGGAGAGGAAGACACACAGAAUGAUUUGAAAGUUCAUGAGGAAAACACCACAAUUGAAGAGUUAGAGGCGCUGGGAGAGUCCUUAGGGAAAGGCGAUGAUCAUAAAGACAUGGACAUCAUCACCAAAUUCCUGAAGUUUCUUCUUGGUGUUUGGGCUAAAGAACUGAAUGGCAGAGAAGAUUAUGUGAAACGCAGUGUGCAGGGUAAACUGAACAGUGCCACCCAGAAGCAGACCGAGUCCUACCUCAGACCGCUUUUCAGAAAGCUACGGAAAAGGAAUCUUCCUGCGGAUAUUAAAGAGUCAAUAACGGAUAUUAUUAAAUUCAUGUUGCAAAGAGAAUAUGUGAAGGCGAAUGACGCAUAUCUUCAGAUGGCCAUCGGAAAUGCGCCUUGGCCUAUCGGCGUCACCAUGGUUGGCAUCCAUGCCAGAACCGGAAGAGAGAAGAUUUUUUCCAAGCAUGUUGCACAUGUGUUAAAUGAUGAAACUCAGCGGAAAUAUAUUCAGGGAUUGAAGAGGUUAAUGACUAUUUGCCAGAAACACUUUCCUACCGAUCCAUCCAAAUGUGUGGAGUACAAUGCACUGUGAGAUGUGUGUAUGGUGUGUAAAUAACAAUAAGAAACUUACAGAAGCAGGCUGUGGACUUUUGGAAUUACCAACAGGAAUGAGGAAAGAAGAAAACUGGAGUUUCCAGUCUCUGAGUUCUACCUGAUGUCACCCUUGAUUGGUUUUCGGAACUCUGUUGGUCUUCGUAGCGUAUCUGACUACAAGCUGAUUUUUCUUUCUUGCCUUCAUUUUAAUUAGUCCAAAAUUAAGUUUUAAAGACUUUCUCACAAUUUAAAUCCGUAGACAACAGAAGGGGGUUUAAAACCCUUUUUUCAGUUGACCUGAAAGUUGUGGUUAGAUGAUUAAAAAGAAACAUUUGAGGAUGGACUUAAUUGUUUCAGUAAAAUACUAUAAUUUGCAUAUUGUCUUUUAUGUAGUAUUUAUAUAAAAUAUUUUUAUAAAUUUCAAAAACAUGGGACCAUUGAAUGAAACUUCAUAGUCUUUAAAUGUUGCCCAACUUUUGCCAUCUUGCAAUAGAAUUUGAAUGUAAAUAUUA